Molecule: messenger RNA, 5445 nt
Organism: Silurus meridionalis
Lineage: Eukaryota; Metazoa; Chordata; Actinopteri; Siluriformes; Siluridae
Gene: slc4a10a
Product: solute carrier family 4 member 10a
Exons: 26
Coding region: 315-3650 (1111 amino acids)
Biological process (GO): transmembrane transport; regulation of intracellular pH; monoatomic anion transport
Cellular component (GO): basolateral plasma membrane; plasma membrane
Molecular function (GO): sodium:bicarbonate symporter activity; monoatomic anion transmembrane transporter activity; solute:inorganic anion antiporter activity
Source: RefSeq, a predicted model, not a curated record
CUUCCCUGCAAACGUUCUCCGUGCUCUACUCACACGCCAUUGCGUCUCAACUGCUCACGUGCCGAGCGCCCUAGUUGCGUCACACGCGCGCGAGUCGAACGCCAAACGUGAGCCGCAGCGCUGCGCGAGCUGAGAAAAAGAUAGCUAGAUAGAGAAAGAAACGCGCGCGCUCUCGUUCUCCUGUCUCUCUAGCUCUCUUUCGACCGACCAGCCAAUAGUUUUGUUGUCAAUGUGCAUCUCCUGAAGCUCGAGCAGUGUGUAGCGCGCGAUCUCAUCAAACCCAUUCAGUCCAACAUUCAGACGAGGCCAGAAGAAUGGACAUAAAAGACCAAGGAGCGCAAAUGGAGCCUCUUCUACCGCCGGUCCAGAGCCCUGCCAGCAGUGAAGGGAGAAAUGAUGAGGAGGCUGUUUUGGACAGAGGUGGGACUCGCUCCAUGCUCAAUACCAACUUCGAGAAAGAGGAGCUAGAAGGCCACCGCACGUUGUACAUCGGGGUGCACGUCCCGCUCGGCCGGAGGUCCCACAGGCGACACCGUCACCAUGGACACCGGCACAGGAAAAGGUCAAGAGAGAGAGACUCAGGAACUGAGGACGGCCAGGAUUCUCCCUCAUACACAGACACUCCGUCUCAGAGGGUGCAGUUUUUGCUGGGGAUGGAAGAUGAGGAUGAGGAGCACAUUCCUCACGCACUCUUUACUGAGCUGGAUGAAAUUUGUCUCCGAGAGGGAGAGGAUGCCGAGUGGAAAGAGACUGCAAGAUGGCUGAAAUUUGAGGAGGACGUGGAGGACGGAGGGGAGAGAUGGAGUAAACCCUACGUGGCCACACUGUCUCUGCACAGUCUGUUCGAACUGCGCAGCUGCAUCCUCAAUGGCAUCGUCAUGCUGGACAUGAGAGCUCACUCGCUGGAGGAGAUUGCAGACAUGGUUCUCGACCAGCAUGAGAUAUCGGUCACUAUCGGAGAGGAGGUGCGCAGGAAAAUCCGCAACGCUCUUCUCAAACAGCACCAUCACCAAAACCAGAAGAAACUAGCCAACCGCAUCCCCAUUGUCCGCUCGUUUGCUGACAUUGGAAAAAAGCAGUCAGAGCCACACUCUAUGGAUAAGAACGGUCAGAUGGUGUCUCCGCAGUCACAACCGUGCUGCCCAGAAGGCCGAGGCGAUGGCAGUCGAGAAAACAGUGCAGUGGACUUCAGUAAGAUAGACCUCCAUUUUAUGAAGAAGAUCCCACCAGGUGCCGAGGCAUCAAAUAUACUGGUUGGAGAAUUGGAGUUCCUGGAGAAGCCAGUGGUGGCGUUUGUGAGGCUUUCUCCAGCUGUGCUGCUUAAUGGCCUGGCUGAGGUCCCCAUUACCACCAGAUUUCUGUUUAUACUGCUGGGACCAAUGGGAAAAGGACCUCAGUACCACGAGAUCGGACGCUCCAUUGCCACACUAAUGACAGACGAGGUGUUCCACGACGUGGCGUAUAAGGCGAAGGACCGCAGUGACUUGGUGGCUGGAAUUGAUGAGUUUUUGGACCAGGUGACUGUGUUACCGCCAGGGGAGUGGGACCCGAGCAUCAGAAUAGAGCCACCCAAGAACGUGCCAUCUCAGGAGAAAAGAAAAAUUCCUCCUUUACCUAAUGGAGUGACCGAGCUGGGAGAGCCCGAGGAGCAUGGAGGCCAUGAAGGACCUGAAUUACAGCGCACAGGAAGGAUUUUUGGAGGAUUAAUCUUGGAUGUAAAGCGCAAAAUUGGUCAUUAUCUGUCUGAUUACACCGACGCCAUCAGCCUACAGUGUCUGGCCUCCUUCCUGUUCCUCUACUGUGCCUGCAUGUCUCCUGUGAUUACUUUCGGAGGCCUGCUGGGGGAAGCCACAGAGGGUCGAAUAAGUGCUAUCGAGUCUUUGUUCGGCGCCUCUAUGACUGGGAUAGCAUACUCUCUGUUUGCUGGGCAGCCUCUCACUAUCCUGGGCAGCACUGGUCCUGUCUUGGUAUUUGAGAAGAUCCUGUUCAAGUUUUGCAAGGAAUAUGGACUCUCCUACCUGUCAUUGCGUGUGUGUAUCGGACUGUGGACUGCUUUCUUCUGCCUGGUCCUGGUGGCCACGGAUGCCAGUUCUCUGGUGUGCUACAUCACCCGCUUCACAGAGGAGGCCUUUGCUUCACUCAUCUGCAUCAUUUUUAUCUACGAAGCUCUGGAGAAACUGGUGCACCUGGGAGAGACCUAUUCCUUCAACAUGCACAAUGACCUCAACAAGCUCACCCAGUACUCCUGUGUGUGCACAGAGCCAAGUGAUCCAAGCAACAGCACCCUGCAAUACUGGCAGGAGAAGAACAUCACUAGCUCUGAGAUCGACUGGUUAGGUCUGGAUGUCAAGAGCUGUGUGGACCUCAGGGGUGAAUUCCAGGGCAGUGCGUGUGGCCAUCAUGGCCCCUACAUCCCAGAUGUUUUGUUCUGGUCUGUUGUUCUCUUCUUCUCCACCGUCGCCAUGUCUUCAUUCCUCAAGGAGUUCAAAUUUAGCCGCUACUUCCCCACCAAGGUGAGGGCAAUCAUCAGCGACUUUGCAGUCUUCAUCACUAUCGCUACCAUGGUGGGGAUCGACUUUGCUCUGGGGGUUCCGUCUCCCAAACUGCAGGUUCCUAAUGAAUUCAAACCGACCAGAGAUGACCGCGGCUGGAUCGUCAGUCCUCUGGGACCGAACCCUUGGUGGACAAUCCCCAUUGCCUUUAUCCCAGCAUUGCUUUGUACCAUCCUUAUCUUCAUGGAUCAACAAAUCACAGCUGUCAUCAUUAACAGGAAGGAGCACAAGCUGAAGAAAGGCUGUGGCUACCACCUGGACCUGUUUGUGGUGGGCGUGAUGCUUGGAGUGUGUUCGGUUAUGGGACUGCCAUGGUUCGUGGCUGCCACCGUCCUCUCCAUUUCGCACGUGAACAGCUUGAAGCUUGAAUCGGAGUGCUCGGCACCAGGAGAGCAGCCCAAAUUCCUGGGAAUCAGAGAGCAGCGCUUUACCGGCCUUAUGAUCUUCGUCCUCAUGGGCUGCUCUGUCUUCAUGACUUCCGUCCUAAAGUUUAUCCCAAUGCCUGUUUUAUAUGGAGUUUUCUUGUACAUGGGGGCGUCAUCUCUCCGAGGCAUACAGUUCUUUGACCGUCUGAGGUUGUUUGGAAUGCCAGCCAAACACCAGCCGGACUUCAUCUACCUAAGACAUGUUCCUUUGAGGAAGGUCCACCUGUUCACCAUCAUCCAGCUAAGCUGCCUCGUCCUCCUGUGGGUCAUCAAAACCUCCAGAGCUGCCAUCGUUUUUCCUAUGAUGGUCUUGGCGUUAGUCUUCAUCCGUAAGCUGCUGGACUUCAUUUUUACGAAGAGGGAACUCAGUUGGCUCGAUGACCUCAUGCCUGAGAGCAAGAAGAAGAAAUUGGAGGACGCACAGAACGAGGAGACCCACAGUGUGAUGAUGGAGGAUGAGGGAAUUGUCCAGGUGCCACUUGAAGGAAAUUACAAGGAUGAUCCGUCCACAGUCAACAUUUCAGAUGAAAUGACAAAGACCUCUUUUGGAAAUACCUGGAAAAGCCUCAGUACGGAGAGCAGCAAAAAUGAUAAAAGUGCAAAAAGCGCUCCAGAGAAAGACGUCAGGAAGAAAAUAGGAGACUGGAACAUUGACCGAGAGACGAGUUUGUGACACUUUUGUUUUGUUUUUAAAGAACAUAAGUAUUGUGCCACCAUACAACACUCAUGUGUGUUUCACUGUAGCUCACUGUGUGUGUGUAACACUGUUCUCACAUUCCAUUUGACAGUGUAUGUGUGUGUGUGUGUGUGUGUGUGGCUGAAUGCCUGGAAAUACGUGUGUUUGUAAAGGAGAAAGCUUUGCGUGAGACCCUUUUACAGGCGAAAUAUACUGACUUUUAGGAGUUUUACAUUUGAAGCUGCUUCGGUUUGAACCCCAGAAGUAUUUUUUAUGUUUUUGUAUUUUUGACAGUAGCUUUAACCUUUUCGAAUAUCCUUGUCAUACAGUAUGAAAGAGAUCUACGAAAGGAAAACGGUCAGGUGACAAAUUGUGUGGGGGGAAAAAAAACGAUGGCGGUCGGACUUCUGAUUGGGAUUGAAAUCCGAGCGAGUUGCCGAUGCCUUUAACGAGGCCCUUAACGCGCAACUGCUCAGUCGUAUAACGACGAGCGAUCGCUUUGGAUGAAGACGUCGUCUGCCAAAUGCUGCCACGUACAGUAACGUUAAUGGUGUUUGGUCGUGUUGAACCGUCAAUGUACCUUCAGAUUGUGUUUACAAACAUCUCUGGAAUUUUACAGAAAGGAGAAACUACCAUUUUAAUAAAAGAUAUAAUACCCGUAAUAGGUGUUUUGACGAUGGUGGUGGUUCAGAGUGUUUCGCAUUUGACUUUGACUUAUGGUCCAAAGCCAUAGACUUUUUCAGCUGAGAAAUUUUUCAUCCCACGAUAAAGCAGCUCAUUUUUUCAUCAUUACCAGCAGAAUUUAUUUCCCACCUUUAAUUUGUCACCUGUCUGUACAUACUACUGUGACUGUGGACAUCAAUCUUGAUAUAUAUAUAAAACAUUAAGUUCAAUUCAUAUUUUCUGACUCCUGACAGCCAAAAUGAUCUCUCUACGAUAUAUAUCAUAGUAGUCCAUGUGAAUAGCUGUACAUAAAUGUCCGUCUGAGCGCGUGAGCUAUUUCAUUCAGCAUACUUUCUACACACUUUGUAUGUUAAUGCUAACUGCAUUUGUUUGUACAAAAAAAAAAAAAUCAAAAAGAAAAAAAAAGACCACUAUUUUUUAAGCAUCGUUUUACGAACCAUUUUAUCUUGUAUAGUGUUUUUUUUCCUUCAUAGAUUUACUAUUCACAAAUUUUGAACAUAAAAUCUUUUUAGCCAACAUCCUGCAUAAGAUCGCAAAUACCGAGUAUUAUAUAUUUAGCUUAAAAAAAACACGUAUUUCGUAAUACACGUGUUUAUACGUAUUCACUCGUGCGUGCAGGAGAAACACUGACGAGAGAUGAGAUGCAAUAAUCCUUAAUAAGAGGGGCAUUAUAUCACGAGAAGAAAAAAACGGUCGUGUGUGUUGUUUGUGUAAUAUGUAAAAAAAAAUGGAUGGAUAAAUAAAUCAUUUUAAGAGCGUUUAUUUCACGUGUAGAUGUGGGAAGGAAAAAAACGGAUGUGGUCGUGAGGUAACGUUUCCAUGGUGACGUCAUCGGUUCUGUAACGUCUUUGUCGCCGUUAUAUUGAUGUAUUUAUUCAGCUACUUUUUGUUGGUGUAAAUAUUGCACUUCUUUAAAAAAAUCGUUGAUGGUGUUGAAGGAUGGCCAGGCGACGUUUUCUUAUAUAAGAUAUACGAUAUACGGCGCAUAAUCGUAUUGUUAGGUCAAUAAAGGGAAAUGGCGUACGGGGAGGGGGUUCUUUUCUCUGACGCACCGCUGAUGUGUAAACACUGUAUCAUCUGAACACAUUAAAAUGAUGUACAAUCUAAA